AUGUCAAGUGAUGAUGAAAUUGUUCGCGAAGAAAAUGAUAAACAUUAUCACGAUAAAGUUUAUCACUUGGUUCUUAGCCCUAAUGGCCAUCAUAUGGCAAUCUUUAAAUCUGAUACGUUGGAAUUUAAGGUCAUUGAAACAAAAGAUGCCCAAAAAUUAAAUACUAUACCGCCGCAUACGGAGCUUUUGGAAUGGUCAAUCUCGAUAUCAAAUAACUUUCGUCAAGAUAAUAAAUCAAAACUUUACUUGGCAAUUUCUUGUAUAAUGUUUGGUGACAUGAUUAAGCAUAAGGAUAAAAAAGACGGGACCGUUAAAGCAUUCAAAAAUUUGCAACCAUUGAAAAAAUUAAAAGACAUUAUGACUUCCAAUGUUGGUAGUGGCGAGGAUCCUGAGAUUGCUGCUAAUAAUACUCCUAGUGGGAAAAGUGAGAAAAACGAAAAUAAUAAAGAUGGUGAUGAUAAUAAAGGUUCUUUAUAUUACACAAGCGAUAGAAAACAUAAAUGCAAAACAAUCAUACUUACAAUAACAUUAGAAGAUGAAGGUCAUAAUGAUCCAGAUAAUUAUACCAUAAAUGUCUCAAGUGACCAAACCAAAAACUUUUUCUCCCUAAAUGAUAAAGCCGGAAUUUUAACUUUCCUACCAAAUG
Entrophospora sp. SA101 is the source of this 646-nucleotide messenger RNA. The record is from the annotation of a GenBank genome assembly. NCBI's taxonomy places the organism in Eukaryota, Fungi, Glomeromycota, Glomeromycetes, Entrophosporales, Entrophosporaceae.